This is a messenger RNA of Fusarium musae, 1044 nucleotides long. RefSeq lists its product as uncharacterized. The record is from RefSeq and is a predicted model, not a curated record. Lineage: Eukaryota; Fungi; Ascomycota; Sordariomycetes; Hypocreales; Nectriaceae. Bases 1 to 1044 code for a protein of 347 amino acids. The transcript has a single exon.
AUGGUCAAAGACUACGGCGUCUGGCGUGCGAAGCCUGCCAGCUACACCUUUGAGGACAGAAAGGCUGAUCCUGACUCACCUCACCUCUCGCUUUACUUCGAUGAUGGUGAUGGCGCAGAAGGUCGAGCUGCCAUCAACAUCAAGUCAGGAAACAAAGAAGAGUCCCGUCUUGCCUACUGGACAAUUUCAGAUUUUACCCAUAAUGUCACCACCAAGCUAUCUCAGCUGAGGAACGGUUUUCGUCGUCUUUCUGGUGCAUCGGAGCAGAGAUUUGAUGGUCUUGCGCUGGAUUAUAUCCGUAGCAAUCUCUUCAACCGUGCCUGCGGUCGCAUCCUCCCUCAUGAUGUUGACGGAGCAGACAAUGACAUCCUCGAUCAGUUGAGACCCAUCAUCGAUAGGGCCAUUUCAGCUCAAGCCACAGUAUACAUCUACGGCUCAGAGUUCAAUGACGGCAAAGGUAUACACAACGUCCACAUGAAUCAGGGUAAUUCCGGACGUUGGCUUAAAGACAAUGGCGUCUUCCAGGACGGUGGUCUGGUUUUUCAAUUUGAAGAUCAUUGGGAGGCUGUAUUCAUUGGCUUUGCCUCUCAGGCUGUGCAUACUGAAGACGGGCCCGAACGGGCUGGCCACCCUCUGCCCGACCAAGACUUCAUCACUUGGGCGGACCUUCUUGCCCCCGAGAGGUCCGAUGACGGCAAGGAGAAAGUCGACAUUGAAGAUUCGCCGGUGUUCAUUGUCCAGGCUCUUGUCAACCCACCUGGUCCCGAUCAGCAGCCAGGCACUGCUCCCGAGACUAUCACUCUCAAGAACAGAACUGGAGCUGAGAUUGAUCUCAGUGGAUGGAAGAUCCGUAUCAAGACUGGAGAUACUCAAACUCUACCAUCAGGCACGCGCAUUGGCCCUACUGACACCAAGACCAUUGAAACUAGCGUCCCGCUUUCUAACAAUGGUGGCAUUAUUACUCUUCUCAACGCGGAAGGAUUCAAGGUGCAUGGUGUUAGCUAUACAAGAGCUGAAGCGAACGGUGCUAUAGUUGUUUUUUAA